This is a messenger RNA of Mytilus trossulus (common blue mussel), 2269 nucleotides long. Its product is annotated as alpha-1,3-mannosyl-glycoprotein 4-beta-N-acetylglucosaminyltransferase B-like. The record is from RefSeq and is a predicted model, not a curated record. Bases 86 to 1735 code for a protein of 549 amino acids. The transcript has a single exon. Gene Ontology annotation, cellular component: endoplasmic reticulum-Golgi intermediate compartment; Golgi stack; endoplasmic reticulum. Gene Ontology annotation, molecular function: acetylglucosaminyltransferase activity. Lineage: Eukaryota; Metazoa; Mollusca; Bivalvia; Mytilida; Mytilidae. Gene Ontology annotation, biological process: protein N-linked glycosylation.
CUACACUGUUUUAAGAGAAAGCACGUUAAUAUGAUUUGAAUACACAGGAUCAAAAUAAAAGUAUGUGAGUGUAAAAAAAGAUUUGAUGAUGAGGGCAAGACCUAGGAGUAUACUAAUUACAGUUGGUCUAGUGUUGUGCACAGUGUUUUGGCUAGCAUUGUUUUCUAAGGAAGACAGGAACUAUGAUCAUGUACUUCAGGUCAGAGUUGCUGAACUACAAGACAAGUUGGAGAUGUCAGAUACAUUAAACAGAGAAAGACAAGAUAAUCUAAAUAACCUAAGAAAUCAGUUCAAUUACUUUCUACAAAUGGUCUCACCGAAUUCUACUGUUAACAGAUCUCAAUCUGACUAUAUGUCUUCUGAGCCCCAGGAACUUUUCAGAGGUCAUUUACAUAAUAUAACAGAAGAGAACCAGUCAGGAACCAGUUUACAUCUACCAAGUAUCUUUACAUACCUUCCACAUCUUACUGGGCAUCCAGAAAGUCUGAAACCAGACUAUCAUCUGUCAAAAAAUAAAUUUGGAGCUUCCAUUGUUAUUGGCAUACCAACAAUCAAAAGAGAAAAAAUCAGUUAUCUCAGUAAUACACUGAAGUCUUUAGUUAAUGGUCUGACUGCACAGGAGAAAAGGGAUUGUCUUAUUAUUGUAUUCAUAGCAGAGCCAUACAACAAUGACUAUGUGGAAUCAGUUGGGAGGGAAGUACAAACCAGUUUUCCGAAGCAAGUUGAGUCAGGAUUAAUUGAAGUUAUAUCUCCAUCAGAAGACUUUUAUCCUAAUCUAAAUGAUAUACCAUUAACUUAUGGUGACACAAAGGAGAGGGUAAAAUGGAGGACAAAACAAAACCUGGAUUUUUCCUUUAUUAUGCUGUAUGCCAGAACAAGAGGGAUUUAUUAUGUUCAGUUAGAAGAUGAUGUACUGGCCAAGCCUGGUUACUUUACCAUUAUGAAAACAUUUGUUGAACAGCAGUCACAGAAAGACUGGGUUCUGCUGGAGUGUUCAUCACUUGGAUUUAUUGGAAACAUGUUUAAAUCUUCCAAACUACCAAUUGUAGUAGAAUUUUUCCUGAUGUUUUUUAAAGAUAAACCUAUAGACUGGUUGUUGGAUUAUUUAUUAGCUGUUAAAGUGUGUAACCCAAAGAAGGAUUCAAAACACUGUAAUCGUAUGAAGCAGGAAGUUAGAGUUCGAUUCAAACCUUCGUUGUUUCAACAUGUUGGUAUGCAGUCAUCUCUGAAAGGGAAAGUACAGAAGUUAAAGGAUAGACAUUUUGGAAAACAUAUGUUAUUUCGUGUGCAUGUGAAUCCUCCAGCUGAAUUAUGGACUUCCUUGACAACUUACCGCAAAUUUACUGUACAGAAAGCUUAUAUAGGACAAGACAUUUUCUGGGCAUUAUCUCCUAACCAAGAUGAUUACAUAGAAGUAAUACUCAAACCACCAGUUGUUUUAGAUGAGAUUUUGUUUCGUAGUGGGAAAGCUGAUCACAGAGAAGACAAGUUCUACAACACAUCAUUACAAGUUAUUCCUCUUAAUUAUCAUGAUCCUAUUAAAAACAGGGCAAAGAAAACCAAAGAUGGAUACUUUGAUCUAGCAGAAUUUGAUAAGGAAGGGAUUGUACAUGUUAGAUUAGAAAGUAAUGUUGGAAAACUGUCAAAAAUAAGAAUUAAAGUGCAUAAGUCAAGCGAAAACUGGGUUAUAAUUAGUGAGAUUCAUCUUAAACAGAGAACACAAAAACAAAGCUAGCAUUAGUUUGUGUGUAAAACUGACUGAGAUAUUAUUUGUUUUUAUUUGGUUCCAACCUCAAAGAUGAGGUUUCCUAUACAAGGAAAGUUUUGUAUAAUUAUAUCAUGGUUGUAUUCAUAAUGGAAAAAGCCAAGAACUUACCGGUGUAAAUCUACAAAGAGACUAUAGUACGUGUAAACUGUUUUGGUCAUCAUUCUCAAAGAAACAGUGAUCAAAGACACUCUACGGGUUGAAAACUAUGAUUUUAUAACAAUCAUGAUUUACCUUCUGUUUUAUGUUAAUCAAAAAACAGAAUCUUGAUUCUUAAUCAUGAUUUUAUUUAUGAGAUAAGUUGCUGACUAUGUGUUAUCAGAAUCGACAAUCUCUGUUCUUUGUUUUGGAAAGUCUAUUAUUUUUGGUCAAAUGUGACAACAGAACUGUGAGCUUUUCCACUAUGUUGCACUACAUACAUAGAUAAAAUCAGUACAAAAAUCACAAAGAAAUGAACUUGAAAUAACCAAUUUACAGAAUUAUAAAUUCAAGUUUAGUCAAAGU